AUGAAUGAUGUCAAGUUGAAGCGCAACCUUAAUAGAUUCUUGGGUCCUACCAUUUGUGCUUUCUUCCUUUGCUGGUCUGUUUGGUUUCGUGACGUUCAAUAUAGGGGCAACCUUCAGCCCAAGGAGCCCUCGAAUGAACGGCCAAUCAUCCUAUAUGCUUUCUCAGAGUCUCCUGAAGCACGAAUCAAUAUCCAAUAUUUUAUAGAUCAUGGCCUUUACGAUGCAGCCGAUUUCAUUUUUAUCUUAAACGGCGAAACAGAUAUCCACAAGAACAUUCCCCAAAAAGACAACAUCAAGCACAUCCACCGACCGAACGACUGUUUUGAUCUAGGAGGAUACGCCGAAGUCCUAAUCAAAACUGAACUUUACAAAAAAUACCGCAAGUUCAUCAUGUUAAACGCCAGUCUCCGCGGACCCUUUCUUCCCUCCUGGUCUCAAUCCUGCUGGUCCUCACUCUACCUCUCCCGAAUAACAGACACCACAAAACUCAUCGGCAUGACCGCAAACUGCGAGCUAGAAUUCCACAUCCAAUCGAUGAUCUGGACUACCGAUUCCCAAGGCAUCGAAACAUUGCUCUUUCCUUCCAAAAAUGUGCUCGCAAAAUUACCACCCCAGCCUAUGCAUGCUAUUAAAGGCCCUUUCGAUGCAUCGGAGAAAUAUACACCGGGCAUCAACAAUUGUUUCCGUAGCUUCAACGGAGCAAUUAAUGCUGAAAUAGGCGUUACAGCUCUGAUGCGCGCCGCGGGGUACGGCGUCGAGGCCAUUAUGAGUGCGUUCCAUGGAAUUGGUAAUGGAAAAGACGACAAAAUUUCUGAAAAGGAGAAAGGGGAUCAUCAUCACCAUCAUAAAGGUUCUGAAGAAGACUCAUCUGAGAAGCUGGAUAAGUCCUCUGACUUGAUGAGUGAAUAUGAGAAGUUUUGCGGUUCAAAGGGCACGGGAGAUGUUCUGUAUGAUGGGGGAUAUUUUGGGAUUAAUGUGCAUCCGUUCGAGACGAUUUUUAUGAAGACUAAUAGGAAUAUUGGUCCCGUGGCUCUGGAGAAGUUGACAAGUUGGAUGGAAGGGAGUAGGUUUAGUAGUUAUGAUUAUUGCGAAUCGUAG
Molecule: messenger RNA, 1098 nt
Organism: Sclerotinia sclerotiorum 1980 UF-70
Lineage: Eukaryota; Fungi; Ascomycota; Leotiomycetes; Helotiales; Sclerotiniaceae
Exons: 3
Coding region: 1-1098 (365 amino acids)
Source: RefSeq, a predicted model, not a curated record